Messenger RNA from Camellia sinensis, 810 nucleotides. RefSeq names its product protein GRAVITROPIC IN THE LIGHT 1-like. NCBI's taxonomy places the organism in Eukaryota, Viridiplantae, Streptophyta, Magnoliopsida, Ericales, Theaceae. The record is from RefSeq and is a predicted model, not a curated record. Gene Ontology annotation, biological process: response to red or far red light; negative gravitropism.
AACCAGAGGUGAACUUGUUGAAUUCUCUCUCUCUCUCUAUGUAUAUAUAUAUAUAGUUAUUGAAAGAGGCAAAGUGAAGGGGAAUUAGAGAUGCCAGAAAUGGAAGGUCCGUCAAAGCCACCACAAAUCUCCGAAAUGUUUCAGAAAUUCGCACUCGCUUUCAAGACCAAAACAUUCGAAUUCUUUGCCGAGGAAGACGCCGAAGAAUUCAUUGCCGAUCAGAAGGUCAUUGUGAUCAAACCAGACCAAACCCACAAAUCCUCUGCUUCAAAACCAUCUUCCCCAAUUCGAACCAUCGAUACCCAGUUCGCAGAGACUCUGAUUUCUUCCAUUUUCGCUACGAUUUCAUCGUUUGAAGCUUACUAUCUUCAGUUACAGACAGCCCAUUCGCCUUUUGAUGAAGACACCAUUAAAGCUGCCGAUAAAGCUCUGGUCUCUCAUCUUCAGAGAUUGUCUGAUUUCAGGAAUUGGUUUAGGAAUUUUCGCAAAAACCCUAAUUGCAUUCUUGAUUUCCCAAUUGGGUCUUGCUCGGAAGCUCAGGUACAAGAGAAUCAGAGCAAGCUUCGGGCUCUGGACACCGUCUUCAAUCGAUUGCAGUCCGAAAUCGACGAUAAAGACACCAAAGUGUUGGCUCUAAGGCAAGAGUUGGAUAAAAUUCACAAGUCUAAUUCGAAAUUGUCGAAGAAAUUACUGAAUUAUAGUUCGAAAUUGUCUGCAACAGAGGCAAGGCCAUCAUCUUGUUCAAUGUUGGUGUGUUCUAAAUAUUGUCAACCCCUGAAUUCCUUAACUGAUGUGGGUUUUGUGUUCUAA